Molecule: messenger RNA, 1003 nt
Organism: Benincasa hispida (wax gourd)
Lineage: Eukaryota; Viridiplantae; Streptophyta; Magnoliopsida; Cucurbitales; Cucurbitaceae
Source: RefSeq, a predicted model, not a curated record
CGUAUAGCAUUUAGAGCUGUGUUCAUCCAUUUUGGAUCGAAUUUCCAAAGAACGCGGUUUGUUAAUUGAAGUUUGAAACAGUUUUUGCCUUUCAACUCUGCGAACAAACCAAAGAAAGCCUCACAUCCCUAACUGACCAAUCUCCCAAUUUUCCAAAUCCCUUAAUCUCGAUCAAACUCCUCCCUCCGGAUCUUGUCGAUUCGUCUGAAACAAACCAAAUCCAUGGCUUCCCUUCAAUCCGACCAGCAGGUCAAGCAGCUGCACGACAUUUUCAGGCGUUUCGACAUGAACUCCGACGGCAGCCUCACCCAGCUCGAGCUCGGCGCUCUCCUCCGCUCCCUCGGCAUCAAACCCUCCGGCGAUCAACUCCAUUCUCUCCUCUCAAACAUGGAUUCCAACGGCAACGGUUCCAUCGAAUUCGAUGAACUCGUCAAUGCCAUUCUCCCCGAUAUGAACGACGAUAUUCUCGUCAAUCAAGAACAGUUGUUGGACGUCUUCAGAUCCUUCGAUCGCGAUGGCAAUGGCUAUAUCACCGCUGCGGAGCUCGCUGGUUCCAUGGCCAAGAUGGGACAUCCUCUGACCUACCACGAACUUUCCGAGAUGAUGCGGCAGGCCGAUACCGACGGCGACGGCGUAAUUAGCUUCAAUGAAUUCACCACCGUGAUGGCCAAAUCCGCCGCGGAUUUCCUCGGCCUUACAUUUGCGUAGAUCGAGUUCUUUCAUUCCCCUUUCUUUCUUUAGAUGUACAUAGUAAGAUAUAAUAACCAUUCCGAUCCAGCUUCUGCUUCUGAUUCUGAUUCUAGUCGGUGUUCAUCUUCGGUAAUCAAUUUCUUCAUAUGCUUUUUGGUGCACCACCAAAUUCAAACAGAGAAAGAGAGAAUCAAUCAAAACUUCACAACUAUGCUUGUUGUUUCAACUCUGUAUUUUAAAUUCCAACUUGCUUCCUCAACUUGUAUCUCCACCUCUUAUCUUAUUAACAUAAUAUUUGUAUUAUCUUUUAACU